This is a messenger RNA of Medicago truncatula (barrel medic), 667 nucleotides long. Its product is annotated as V-type proton ATPase subunit e1. The coding region runs from base 161 to 373 and encodes 70 amino acids. Lineage: Eukaryota; Viridiplantae; Streptophyta; Magnoliopsida; Fabales; Fabaceae. Gene Ontology annotation, cellular component: proton-transporting V-type ATPase, V0 domain. Gene Ontology annotation, molecular function: proton-transporting ATPase activity, rotational mechanism. The record is from RefSeq and is a predicted model, not a curated record. Gene Ontology annotation, biological process: proton transmembrane transport. The transcript is spliced from 4 exons.
CAUACACUAAAGCCCAAUAACCUAAAAAAACAAAAUAAAAUACGCGUCUCUGUCUAUAUGCACGAAAGUGAUCAACCGAUAGAACCGUGAGAUCUCUCUGCUUCAAGAGUUCAGAGGAAAUCAUUUUUCUCUGAUCGGAAUCUGAAAACAACGAAUCGGAAUGGGUUUCUUGAUAACGACACUGAUUUUUGUUGUGGUUGGAAUCAUCGCAUGUCUCUGUACCAGAAUUUGUUGCAACAGAGGACCUUCUGCUAAUCUAUUUCACCUAACUCUGGUCAUUACUGCGACAAUAUGCUGCUGGAUGAUGUGGGCAAUUGUAUAUCUGGCACAAAUGAAACCACUCAUAGUACCUAUACUAAGUGAAGGCGAAUAAGUAUGUGAACAGAUGUAGCUUCUUGUAUGGUAGAGAAUAUGGAUCUCAGAUUGGUUGCUGGAGAGAAUUUGAUAUCAGCUCUCGUUAGUCAUUGAUUAUUUUCUAAGGGUGGAUAUGUAUGUAUUUCUUGUUGGAUAAUGGCAUUUCUGUUGUUGCCUGAUAAUGUCGUGUUACAGUUGUUGUAUUCAACCCUCAUUCAUUUCAGAUGUUGGUUCAAUUUCAAAUCAUUUGUGAAAAAUAACAAAUUACACAUUAGUUAUAAAUAAAAUAAGAAAAUAACUUUAUUUUAAUCAA